GGUUUGGGCCAAAAAAUGACAGGAAAAAUUGUUUGCGCCCCAUUUGUAUUCCAACCGGAAAUGGAGUGACUGACUCUUUUGUUGAAGUCACUUGCGGUCUGCGUGAAAUUCAGUCUUAAACCCUCCCUCACUUCCUCCCUCAGUUCCUCCCGUACCAAAACAAAACCCUACAUUCCCAAAUGUGCAAAAACACAUCAAAUUACUGAAGGAAGAAAAAUAAAAUAAAAUAAAAAGAUGUUCAGGAGAAGAUUAACAUCUUUAUUGGCUACGUCAAUCCACCAAUCUUCUCAGAUUUACAAAAACCUUAGCUUCAUUUCAACAAAAACAAUCUCAUCAUCAACAUUCCCAUUUCAAAAUCAACAAUCACUUUACUCAAAAAUCAACCCUAAUAAUAAUGUAUCCUUGUCUCAUGGAAUUAGGGCGUACUGUAGUUACUUAGCAUUGAAUGAUUUGGCGGAUAAUAAAGGAUCAAAUAAGAAAAGAACAAGAAAAGGUCGUGGUAUUGGUUCUGGUAAAGGUAAAACUGGUGGGAGAGGUCAUAAAGGACAGAGAGCUAGAGGUAGUCAUCAAGCUGGUUUUGAAGGUGGUCAAACUCCUCUUCGUCGGAGAUUGCCCAAACGAGGCUUUAAGAAUCCUUUCAGUCUUGAAUUUCAGCCAGUAGGGUUGGGGAAAAUAGCAAAGCUUAUAAAUGCAGGAAAAAUUGAUUCUUCAGAAUUGAUAACCAUGAAAACUCUGAAGGAUUCUGCGGCUAUAGGGAAGCAGAUAAGAGAUGGAGUAAGGUUGAUGGGUCGUGGCGCAGAACAAAUUAAGUGGCCUAUUCAUCUUGAGGUGUCGAGGGUGACAGUUAGGGCAAAGGAAGCAGUUGAAGCUGCUGGCGGGUCUGUCAGGAAAGUUUACUACAACAAAUUGGGUUUCCGAGCCUUGUUGAAACCCGAGUGGUUCGAAAAGAAGGGCAGAUUACUACCUAAAGCAGCCAGACCUCCACCGAAGCAGAAGGACAAAGUUGAUAGCGUUGGUCGCUUACCUGCUCCGACCAAACCAAUCCUGUUUACGAAAGAGGAAAUAGCAGCAGCAGCAGCAGCUGCUAGUACUCCAUCUGCUGCCUAAUCUCAACUUGCUUUGGUGUUGGCUCAAGCUUUUCUUACGUCGCUGUUUUAGGUUGUAAGCGAUUUUGUUUAUAUCAAGUUCUGUGGCACAUAAGUUCAAUUUCGUCUGUUACUAUAUUGAGCUACUGCUAUGACUAUAUUAAAGCUGAGAUAAAGUUUAAAUUAUUUUCCUUCUUGGUGAGGAUAGUAGGACACAGUCAAUGUCAUAUUUAGCUAUCUCUGUGCUCUUAUUUCGUGUGUUACGAAUAUCAACAGAUUAAUAAACUAAAAUGUUGGCCA
Molecule: messenger RNA, 1385 nt
Organism: Papaver somniferum (opium poppy)
Lineage: Eukaryota; Viridiplantae; Streptophyta; Magnoliopsida; Ranunculales; Papaveraceae
Product: 50S ribosomal protein L15-like
Exons: 4
Coding region: 235-1107 (290 amino acids)
Biological process (GO): translation
Cellular component (GO): mitochondrial large ribosomal subunit
Molecular function (GO): structural constituent of ribosome
Source: RefSeq, a predicted model, not a curated record